Nakaseomyces glabratus is the source of this 2508-nucleotide messenger RNA. Its product is annotated as putative transcriptional regulatory protein. Gene Ontology annotation, biological process: regulation of DNA-templated transcription; DNA-templated transcription. The record is from RefSeq and is a predicted model, not a curated record. Lineage: Eukaryota; Fungi; Ascomycota; Saccharomycetes; Saccharomycetales; Saccharomycetaceae. Gene Ontology annotation, molecular function: DNA-binding transcription factor activity, RNA polymerase II-specific; zinc ion binding; DNA binding.
AUGGCACCACCACUCGCGAAGAAAGCCAAACUGGCUGGGAAGGAUAGAGUAAUAAGAGCAUGUGAUGUUUGCAGGAAGCGGAAAGUAAAAUGUGAUGGAGAUCAACCAUGUUCUUCAUGCAUGACAGCAAGCACUGUCUGUAUUUACAACGGGGUCGCUUUCCCCCAUGUCAAGUCAUUCUAUCACAGGGAUAACGACUUAUAUAGGGAGUUAAGGCUGCUGUACAAAAGUGCAAAAGCACUAUCAAGAAAUGAGAAGAUUAAGGCGUCUGGUCAGCUUUGUAAAACCUUAACAGAGAUCGAAAACAGUAUAUCAAACUUGCAAUCACAGGUAGAUUUGGAUAUUAACGAUGAAACUAUAGCAGAUUAUGAUGGGGAGGGAUCGUUAGAAAGGCAAUUUAUUGAAACCAGUACCGUACGUUUGAACAGGUUUAGCAAUGUAGACAUGACAAAAAAUAAUGUACCUAACAUUACCCCAUACUUCGGUAUAUAUUCUACAUUGGCGAUAUUUUCUAAAUAUGGUUUCAGUUGGAUGUUUAAAAAGCUCAUGUCAUACUCGAAUAACACUUCUACAAGAGAGACCAUGUAUAUAUAUAUGAAGUUUUUGGAUAUGGCUCAAUUGCAUUAUGAAGAGGAUAUCAAUCAAAAGACUACACCUAUUGAGUGGUGUUUCGAUAAGUACGCUGUUAAUUGUGAUUGUAAAACUUUGGAUGGAUUGUUUGCUAUAUUAAACAUCCAAGUUAACCCCACCAAAAAUGAUGAUAUUCUGACCAAAGAUGUUUAUGAAGAGUUAGCCAGGAGACCCAUAGAAUUUUUUUCAAAACUUAUUGAGUAUGCAUGGGAAACUUGUUAUCUAUAUUAUACUGGAGUCGGACAAUCAUUUCAAAUGUCUUCAAAAAUAUUUGAAUUGGAGGAUAUAAUGACAUGUUUAGCAUUGGAAUUCUCCAGUAAAAUUCUCUAUGCGGACAUGCACCAUGAGAUCAUUAUACCCGCAACACUACGUUGGGUAAGGAUAUGUCACUGGCAUGAAGAACUUUACACAGUAGGAAAAUUCCUUGCGUGUGCAAUAAGGAGGGCAUUGGAUUUGGGCUUGAAUUCAUGGGAAUAUUAUAUAUCACUUCCUGAAGUAGCUGCCGAGAAGAAUAGAUUAAUAUGGUGGGAAUGUUAUUGGUGGGAUAAAUGGUUUUCAUUAUCUGCUGGUAAGUCGCCUCUUAUCGAUGAUGCAAAAAUUACAUGCCUGUUGCCCCGAAGGUUGAUGGAAUCUGGUUUGGAUGAAUCUAUGACAUGCCUGGAAAUGAUGGAAAGGUGUAAUUUCAGACAUAUGAGUGAAUCGGAGAUUAGAAUUUUUGGGUAUAUUAUGCUUGGAAAAUAUAUUGAGUAUAUUAACUCAGAGAUAUUAUUUAAGAAGGAGUAUACUGAUUAUCGGCUUUUUGCAUCUGUUAAGAAACCUAUUGAUGUUACAAUUAAUAAAUUUUAUGAUGAAUAUAGAUCUGCGAUUGAUUUAUUGAAUAAAAUGGAAAAUUUUUUCGUAUCGUUAACGGGAGUUGAUGUAGACACUGACGAAUUAACUGAAUUUAUGACCUAUUUUAUUGAGACAAAAAUGAAAUGUUUAAUAGCCAUGGGAAGUUUGAUAUAUCGAUUGAAAGGUGUUGAGGUUAGUGGCUCAGAACUAUUAGAUAAGUGUUUGAAAAUUUCUCUCACAAAUAUCUACCAAUGCUCCUUAACUGGACUGAGAAGAGUCUCUAACUUUAAUUCAUUUCUAAUUGAAAGGUAUCUUUUGCAUAUUAAUUUAAUGAUACUCAAUCUAAUGCUAAGCAUUAUUGAGUCGCCAGAAAAUGAGCCUGUGGAAAAUAUUCUGCUGAUGUGCAAUGUUGUACAUUUGUUAGGUAAUGCUAAUGCUUUGAAAAAUUGUUCUAACAGCAAGAAUAUGCCCUUAUCCGAACUGAUAUGUAGGCAAAGUCUUUCCCUAUCUUAUAUUUGCUGUAGGGUUUACGUUCAAUUGGCUGUGAAAAGAAACUCAUCUAUUUCUGAAGAAGAAAUUUUACGAGUUCUUCAACGUAGUAAUCCACAUUUUGCUACAAUCUAUAAUCAAUUAAACGACAUCAGUUCAGAUAUUUUUAAGUCACUGUUAGAGUUAAACGUUGCUGGAUCUUAUCAAGCCCAUUUGAUAGAUCAUUUCCGAGAAAUGAUGGGUGAUAAAAUACUACAAAAGAUGAAACAGUUAGAAUCCGAAGUACAGAGUUCGGCUACACCUUCUAGUAUUGAGGCUACAUCCACUGUGUCUUCGACUGUACAUCAAGACCACAUAGACACGAAUUAUAAAAUGAAUGGGGGGCCAGCACAAGAAUUACAAGAUGUCACAUUCGAGGCAUUGCUUAAUUCAGAUUCAUUUGCCUCGGUUUAUACGGACUUUCUUGAAAGUUUGGAUUUAAGGAAGCCUUCUGGUAAUGAUACGAUGCCAAGUUUAAGUCUUGAUCAUCAUGCAGAUAUGAACAACCCGUCUUUAUGA